Messenger RNA from Symbiodinium sp. CCMP2456, 1506 nucleotides. The record is from the annotation of a GenBank genome assembly. NCBI's taxonomy places the organism in Eukaryota, Dinophyceae, Suessiales, Symbiodiniaceae.
AUGCCAGACUGUCCAGACUUCAGUGGCAUUGCGAGAUUUGCAUACUAUUUGGUGCUAGCAUUGCAGGGGGUGGUUAUCUGGUGGACGACGCAAGAAGCACUGAUAAUGCAAGCUGAGUGGCUUCGGCAAGCAGACGAUGGCAUCUUCCAUAACAUUACGCAGCAUUCCGUCAUGACGACUCCCUUUCUCGGAGUCGUUCGUUCUGUGGUAUUCCGGAACUGCUCUAGCGUGGAUCAGUUGUCAGAGAGAUGGGAGGAGACGCUGGAUGUGGAUCCCUCGUCAGAGCUGGAGUACCUGUGCAUGCAUCCGGUGAAGGGCGGUAACGUGACCUAUUGGCCUCCCCAUUCCAUUUCAAAGGCAAUGAAACAGUUGACGAGCCAGGAGUUCCAGAGCCAGACCGACCAUCCGACUGAUUCGAAAGGAGUCGAGCAGAUCUCUGAAGUGAUUCCAGGUUUCGAAGGUGUAUGGAGUGGAAUGGAGAAAGUGAAGUCCUUCCUCCAGAAGAUGUCGAGGCAGGCACAGGGCAUGUAUCGCGACAUAGACUACUACGUGGUCCAGUCACCUUGUCUUCAUUCCAACCUCAUCUUCGGCAAGCCGAAAUUCCUGGACAGGUACUUGGGCAUGGUGAUCUUCGAGCACACAAUCAACGAGGUGCAAGAGGCGGGCUGCGAAAGAGCUUCUCGCAGCUCUUCAUUGAAGCAGUCUGCUUCAAUGACCGAGUCGUUGUCUUCCAUUUGCCCCCCAAAAGAAAUCACAAUCGCGCAUGACCGGAAGAUAAAGUUUGAUAGAAUCAAUCGUCUGCUGCUCGCGGUCCUGGUGGUGAAGUACAUCAUCAGCAAUAUUCAUGAGGUUGCCAGUCACUGCUUCGGACUUCCGUCAACGCGAUCUCGCUGUGACCAGACUCUGGAGGGCCUUGGGGUGAAAAUGAUGUCGAUUUUGCUCUGCCUUUCGCUGCAGGCAGUGCGCGGGACCAUGUUCCUCAUCGUGUGGCGAAAAGGUCAUAUCCUCCUGUCGCAUAUCCCCGAAAUCGGAUUCGCAUGCGUCGUGCUCGUGCACUGCGUGGUUUGCAUCCUGAACGAGAUGGACAAGUUUUGGAAGUGGUCCAACUCUGUGUGUUAUAGCUGUCCCAAAUUCAUGACCUGCGUCUUCUGGCUGGGAUGGUUGUUCAUGGUGAUCAUGUGUUCCAUUCCAAUGCUGACUGUUUCAUACUUCAGCUUCGACUUCGCCUUGCAGGGGCUGGAAUCCUGUCACCUUUUUUCAUCUGAUGGCGCCGUGAUAUCGAAAGAGUUCGAAGCAGCGGCCAGGAGUACCAGCUCAUUUACGGCCGUCUUCAUUGUCCUAUCGGUGUUGGAGGCAGGCCUGUGGCUUGCGGUCCACGUUUGGGUCCCGCACAGGAAGAAGUCAGCACCGGAAGUGACACCUGCCACGCUCAGCCGAGCCGGUGGCUACGUGACCGUGGAUGGGGAAGACGCCGAAAAAGCCCUUUGCGGCUGCAUGCCAAAUUAA